Molecule: messenger RNA, 3760 nt
Organism: Polyodon spathula (Mississippi paddlefish)
Lineage: Eukaryota; Metazoa; Chordata; Actinopteri; Acipenseriformes; Polyodontidae
Gene: arhgap10
Product: Rho GTPase activating protein 10
Exons: 23
Coding region: 268-2595 (775 amino acids)
Biological process (GO): signal transduction
Cellular component (GO): cytoplasm
Molecular function (GO): protein binding; GTPase activator activity
Source: RefSeq, a predicted model, not a curated record
GUGCAUGUUAUCAUAACAGAUACAAAUCGUUGUAGGCAGACGGGGUGUUUGUAGGGUUAUUAUAUUUCUUAACAAUCUGAAGAGGAUUUGUGAAUGCCUAACACUGUGGGGGCACGUUCAUUUUAAUUAUUUAAUGUUACAGCUUUUGUAUGGUGUCUUUUAUUUAGUCGUAGUAUUACUUUUAGUUUACCCUGACAUUGCGGCUCUUCUGAGCGGUGCGAUCUCCUCAGCAUUCUUCACUAAACUGGGACUCUUUUUUCAGUAGCAAUGGGGCUUCACCCAUUGGAGUUUAGUGAUUGUUACCUGGACAGCCCUGCCUUCAGGGACAGAAUGAAGGCUCAUGAAGCGGAGCUGGAAAAGACCAACAGGUUUAUUAAAGAGCUUAGCAAGGAUGGAAAAAACCUCAUCACAGCAACCAAAAAUUUAGCUGUGGCCCAACGCAAGUUUGCUCAGUCUCUUGGAGAAUUCAAAUUUGAGUAUAUUGGGGAUGCCAAGACUGAUGAUGAGAAAUGUAUAGAUGAAUCACUACAGGAAUUUGCUUCUUUUCUCAGAAACUUGGAGGAGCAAAGAGAGAUAAUGUUGUUCAACAUCACGGAGACGCUGCUGAAGCCUCUGGAGAAGUUCCGUAAAGAACAGCUGGGGGCUGCAAAGGAGGAAAGGAAAAAAUAUGAAAAAGACACAGAGAAGUACUACAGCGCUCUGGAAAAGGUUUUAAAUAUGUCGGCAAAGAAGAAAGAUCAACAGCUGCUGGAGGCAGACAGCCAAGUGGAGGCGAUGAGACUACAUUUCCAUGAGGAAUCGCUGGAAUAUGUUUGCAAACUGCAGGAGAUCCAGGAAAAGAAGAAGUUUGAGUGUAUAGAGCCAAUGCUGGCUUUCUUCCAGGCAGUUUUCACAUUUUAUCAUCAUGGAUAUGAACUUGCAAAAGACUUCAGCCACUACAAAACAGAACUGCAGAUUAACAUUCAAAAUACAAGAAAUCGGUUUGAUGGUACCAGGGCGGAAGUAGAAGAAUUGAUGAAGAAAAUCAAAGAAAACCCAGAAGAACACAAGCGGAACAGCCCGCUCAGCAUAGAGGGGUACAUGUACGUCCAGGAGAAGAGGCCUCCCCCCUUCGGCUCCAGCUGGGUGAAGAAGUACUGUAUUUAUAUGAAAGAGCAGAAAAUUUUUAACAUGGUUUCAUUUGAUCACAGAUCUGGAGGGAAAAUGGGGGAACCGGAGUCUUUCAUUCUGAAAUCAUGCACAAAGAAAACAGGAGAUUCUAUCGACAAGAGGUUUUGUUUAGAGCUAGAGGUAGCCGACCGACCCGGCCUCAUUAUCACCGUGCAGGCCUUGUUAGAAGAGGAUCGGAAGCAGUGGAUGCAGGCAAUGGGAGGCAAAGAACCUGUCUAUAAGUUAGGCAGAGCAUAUUCCAAGAGGGAAGGAAUUGAAGCACACCUGGAUGAAGUAGGAUAUUCACUUGUAAAGAAUUGUAUCAGCGCAGUUGAGUCUAGAGGGAUUACUGAUCAGGGGCUGUACAGAGUUGUCGGCGUCAGUUCCAGGGUGAUGAAGCUUGUCGGAAUAUUAAUGGAUAAAAAGACAUUCAAUGAAGUUGAUCUCUCUGCUUCUGAUGAAUGGGACAUAAAAACAGUAACUAGUGCACUAAAGCAGUAUUUAAGGAGUCUUCCAGAACCACUGAUGACUUACGAGCUAUACAAAGAGAUCAUAGUCCCUGCCAAAUGCGGCACUCCUGAGUCCAGGGUAGAUGCAAUACAUUAUUUGGUUUAUAAACUUCCAGAGAAAAACCGGGAGGUGUUGGGAAUGAUAAUGAAACACUUAGCCAAUGUUUCUGCUAACUGCAAACAGAAUCUGAUGACUGUAGCAAAUUUAGGAGUGGUGUUUGGGCCCACACUGAUGAGACCUCAGGAAGAAACGGUGGCUGCAAUUAUGGACCUCAAGUUCCAGAACAUUGUGGUAGAAAUUCUAAUAGAAAACCAUGAGAAGAUUUUCGGGAGCGCACCAGAUGGAUCUGUCACAACACCUGUGGCCUUGUCCUCUUCUGAGCUCAAUGCCCCACCCAGGCUGUCCAAGAGGCAGAACUCCCGUCAGAACCGGCCUCUUGCAGUGUAUAACCCCAGUAUGGAGCUCCAAGCUGCUGAUUGUCCCAACUCUGUGAAGGAUGACAUCUCGCUGGGCAGCACAGAUUCUGUCUCCUCGCAGUCUUCCACUGCUACCACUUCAUCUGCCUCUGGCAGCCCUCCCGAAGACACAAAGAAUCAUUUCAGUGCCAACGGAGGAGACCUCAUGGACUGGGCUAGCAUUGCCCGCUCAACGAUGAUUCCAUGGAUGAAUGUUUCAUCGACCACCACCCCUACCUCUCCAUCGCCAGUCGGUGCCUUCUCACCCGAAGGAACUAACAAUGACAAGCCGGAAGAUAGUGUCACAUACAGGAAAGCUAAAGCAGUAUUUUCAUGUGAAGCGGAGCACAGCUCAGAGUUAUCUUUUCCAGUCGGAGCAAUAUUUGAGGAAGUGACUUCUUCCAGAGAACCGGGGUGGCUGGAAGGAAAACUUGAUGGAAAAAAAGGACUUAUUCCGAUAAACUAUGUUGAAUUUCUAUAGCCAAAAUGCUGGAGACAUUGAGUUAUACAUGGUAUCCAUGAUCUUCAACAGUGACCCACCCCUCCAUUUUUAAAGAGACUUUUGCAUAUAUUGGUACGCCUUGAAAUAUGUCCCUAGAACAAUAUGCUUCCCCAUUGCAGAAUUGCCAAAUAUAAAUACCAUGUUGUCUUAUGCCAGUCUUAAAGCAAAGGGUAGCUUUGAAGAAAUAAAAAUAAAUAUAUUUUAAAUCAUUAAAUGUAACAUUUUAGCAUAAUCAUUCGUUUUUGAGAAUUUUAUUUGUCAAGAUUUAGGGAAGAAUUAUUUUAAAGUGUAAGUUGUGCAUGAGGUUUAUCUUGUUUGUCUGUAAUUACCAUAUUUGAUUCACUGGAGCAGAGUGCAGAUAUUAUGCAAUACAUGUAUGUCACAAGAUGUAAAGAAAAAUCUAUUUAUAAAUCUGUACUUUCAUUGUACAUUUCUUCUAGUUAGACUUUUCAGGUGAAAAAAAUCCAAUACUGCCAAUUUUAAACCAUGUAGUUAUGAGCGGGUAAAUGUAGAUGGUGGUUGAGUUCAAUUGAGCUCAUUUAGAAUAGCUUUUAUUGUUAAAUAUGUAAACAUGUGCUGAUUUAGUUUAUCUAUUUGAAAAAAAGAAAAUCAAACAUUCAGGUAUAUUUUGUAUACAGUGUUAUAUUAAAAUGUACAUGUUAAAUCUCAAUCAUAUUUUUCAUAAAAUUGCAAAGCAGCAGUUACAGGAUUUGCAAAGUGCAAAUUCAUUAUCAGAUUGAAAAGUGCAGGUUGAUGACUAGAGGAAAACACACAGACAAUACAUGGGGGUUUGUGUGAUGUACCGGGUAAGUUCACUAGUUUACUUCUACACAAAGGGCCCCCCUUUUCAAUAAACCCGUUAUAACAGCAGGAUCUUUUUAUAUUGGUAUCUUCUGGUUUCGUCCAAAAUUUGGGAACUUGGGUUAUUGAUUUGUAUGUUUCCUGUGGUAUCUCACUGAUAAUCAUACUGUUUUUGAUGCUAACUUAAGCUCUGUAGUUAUUUUAUUUUACAAGUUGCAUUCAGAGGUAAUUGUUAGAAUAUUGUUAAUACACAGUAGCUGGUGUAGUUUUGGUUUUGUAAAUACACACAGGGCACUUCUUGCACACAACUACUGCUGUUGAGACAUGAUGAUUUAUUGGGUUU